Glycine soja is the source of this 5686-nucleotide messenger RNA. RefSeq lists its product as uncharacterized. The transcript has 9 exons. Lineage: Eukaryota; Viridiplantae; Streptophyta; Magnoliopsida; Fabales; Fabaceae. Gene Ontology annotation, molecular function: protein binding. The coding region runs from base 114 to 5465 and encodes 1783 amino acids. The record is from RefSeq and is a predicted model, not a curated record.
GUUAACCUAUAUUCCCCCCUUGGUUUUUUAUUUUCUCGCACAGAAAAGAAGGGUUUUCGUUCGCACAGUGCUCACUCGCUUCAUUCUGUUCCUACUCUCGCUGAUCGUCAUCCAUGGCUGAACCACGCGCCGCCUCCGACACUCGCCUCAACCUCUCCGUCGCACCGCCAUUGCAGAUCUCCAAAGAUGUCCAAGGAUCUGACAAUCCCAUUCCACUCUCACCACAGUGGCUUCUGCCAAAGCCAGGGGAGAGUAAACCUGGAUCGGGAUCUGUGGAGAACCAUGUGGUCUCAAACUCACCAUUUGGCAAUCGCUCAGAGACUGUUAAGACAUCUGGAAAGGGAGAGGAUGUUCAUGAUGCCCAUAAGAAAAAGGAUGUCUUUAGGCCAUCCAUGUUUGACUCAGAAAGUGGACGUCGUGACCGUUGGCGUGAUGAGGAGAGAGACACUAAGUCCUCUGUCCGGAAGGAUCGUUGGAGGGAUGGAGACAAAGACCUAGGUGAUUCUCGAAGAGUGGAUCGAUGGACAGAUAAUUUGUCCACAAAGAACUUUGCAGAAGUACGCCGUGGUCCAUCUGAUAAUCAUAGAUGGAAUGAUUCAGGAAAUCGAGAAACUAACUUUGAUCAGCGGCGUGAGAGUAAGUGGAACACACGCUGGGGUCCUGAUGACAAGGAGCCAGAAGGCAUUCGUGAAAAAUGGAGUGACUCUGGCAAAGAUGGUGAUAUACAUUUGGAAAAAGGCUUGCCUAACAUUUCCAAUCAAGGAAAGGAUGAGAAGGAGGGAGAUCACUAUCGGCCAUGGAGACCUAACUACUCACAAAGUCGUGGAAGGGUAGAGCCUUCCCAUACGACACCAAACAAACCAGCCUCUACAUUUUCCUAUGGGCGUGGCCGCGGGGAGAAUACAUCCCCAGUCUCUAGUCUUGGACAUGGUCGGGCUGGUUCUUUUGGUAGUUCUUUGAGUAGCACAUACCCUGGAACUGCAUUGGAAAAAGUCGAAAGCGGGCAUGAAGAAAAUCACCCCUUUAAAUAUAAUAGGACAAAAUUGCUUGAUGUGUACAGAAUGACUGGUAUGGGUACAAAUAGAAAACUAGUUGAUGAUUUUGUGCAAGUACCUAAUCUUACUCAGGAUGAACCAGUGGAGCCUCUUGCUUUGUUGACACCAAAUUCCGAGGAACUGACUGUCUUAAAGGGUAUUGACAAAGGGGAGAUAAUUAGCAGCAGUGCACCCCAGGUGCCAAAAGAUGGAAGGAGCUCAACAGAUUUUACUCAUACAAGACGAAUGAAACCUGGUAGUGCACCUUUCCAAGAUAGAGGUGAAGAUGGAGGUUCUUACAAAGUGCCUGAUGAGGUGUCCAGCAAUAGAGAUUCAUCCUUUGAAGGAAAUAGCUCUGUUCAUCCUGGUGCUCCACGGCGAACAAUGCUGUUGGGCGAACAUGCUACCACCCAGUUUCAUGAUAGCAGAGAUGUAACUAGUGAUGUUAGAUUAAGAAAAGGAGAUCUGAACUCACACCAGCCAAAAGAUCCUCAUAAUCAGUGGGAAAAUAAUUUGGGUUAUUUAUCUGACUCCAAAGAAGUAGGUAAGUGGCAAGCUAACGAAGAUCCUGUAAUUAAGAGGCAGUUAUCUGGCAUUUUGGACAGUGAACUUGAAACCAGGAGAGUUCCUCAGACUGCUCCAGAGGAGUUAUCGCUUUUAUAUAAAGAUCCUAAGGGUCUAAUCCAAGGUCCAUUUAAAGGAAUUGAUAUUAUUGGAUGGUUUGAGGCAGGAUAUUUUGGUAUUGAUUUACCUGUUCGUCUGGAAAAUUCAGCGGUGGACUCACCGUGGUUUUCUCUUGGUGAUGUCAUGCCUCAUUUGCGAGCUAAAGCCCGACCACCACCUGGGUUUUCUGCACCAAAACUGAAUGACUUUACAGAUGCUCCUGGCCGGCAAAUUUCCAAUACUUUUGGGAAUACGCUUGCUGGUUUGAAUGAGGUUGACAUUUUGAGAAGUGAUUCUAGGCACAGGCAGGGUUCGGAUACUGAAGCUGAAAAUAGGUUUCUGGAGUCACUUAUGUCUGGUAGCAAGAAUAGUCCUCCCCUUGAUAGCCUGACAUUAUCAGAAGGUUUACAAGGGUUUGUUGGAAAUAAUCCUGGUAAUAUGGGCCCAUCAGGAGUUGAUAGUGGAAAUAAUCUUUACUUGCUUGCCAAGAGGAUGGUGCUUGAACGGCAGAGGUCCUUACCACCCAAUCCCUACCCGUAUUGGCCAGGGCAUGAUGCAGCUUCAUUUGCUCCAAAAUCGGAUGUUGUACCAGAUGCAUCAUUGCAUUCAAAACUAUUGUCUUCAGUGAGUGAUAACUCUCGUCAACCUCAGUCCCAAAAUUCGGAGUUAAUGUCAAUCAUCCAAGGAUUAUCCGAUAGGGCUUCUGCAGGCUUAAAUAAUGGUGCUGCUGGAUGGCCAAAUUAUCCCUUGCAAGGUGCAUUGGAUCCCCUACAGAACAAAAUUGACUUGCUUCAUGAUCAGAAUUUUCCUCAAAUGCCAUUUGGGAUUCAACAACAAAGACUGCCGACACAAAACCAAUUGUCUUUAAGCAAUUUACUGGCUCAAGCUGGUGAUAACCCAUCUAACACUUUGGCAGCAGAGAAGCUACUUUCUUCAGGUUUAUCACAAGAUCCACAAAUAUUAAAUAUGCUGCAACAGCAAUACUUGUUGCAACUGCAUUCUCAAGCACAGCAGAUGCCCUUGAUUGAUAAACUCCUGUUGCUGAAGCAGCAACAGAAGCAGGAGGAGCAGCAGCAGUUACUGCGGCAACAGCAACAACUGCUUUCACAAGUGUUGCAAGACCAACAGUCUAGCCAGCUUUUUAACAAUUCAUCUUUUGGACAGUUGCAAGGUGUAUUACCCAUGGGGAAUUUGUAUGCUGAUCCUUCUCAACUUCAACAACCACAAGAGAUCUUUCCUAUAAGCUCUCAGAUGCCAAUUCCCAGUGUGCAUAAUGAGGAUAGUUCUAAUUCUUUGAAUUUACCACUGAAUGUUAGUCAAGACACAAGUGGUAAUGUAAGCAGUGAAGCUUCUAUACGUCUGCCUCACCAAUUAUUUGGGGCUACUAGUCCAGAAAAUUGGGGCCCUAGUCUUACUGAACAAAUUAAUGAAAAGUAUCAGAAUGAAAUUUUCCCCAUAUCAACUCUUGUUGAGUGCUCUCCAUUGCUUGAUCAGAACAGACCCAAAGAGGAACCACACAUUGGUCCAGAACCUCAUUCUCUUUCUGAUUACGCUGCUAAGUCAGUGGAGCAGUUGCCACCUAGCCAUUUUACGCCUGAUGUCGUGACCUCAAUUUCUAAGCCAGAUGAGAACUCUGGACAUCUACAGUGUGUUGCACCCACCAUUGCCUCAUCUUCAGCUGGAUCUAACAGGAUUGAGUUACCGCCUGCGAGUGAUCCUGGUAUGGAGGUGAAGACCAAAUCAGAUAUUGUGCAUCAAGAGCAACAUUCUGGAAGAGACAGCUCUGUAUCUGAUCCCUCUCCGGCAGACAUACGAAGCAUUGAAGCUCAUGAACCCAAAAAGGCUACUGAGAAGAAAUCUAAGAAGCAAAAAUCAGCCAAAUCUCAGUCUUCUGAUCAAAUAAAGGGAGUGCUAAAAAAUGUGACUUCGCAGCCAUCAAAUCAGCCAGAAGCUGAAAUACCAAAAUUAAGCGAGUUGGGGGAAGCCUACAGGGCUGAAUCAUUACAUGAAACAAAUAUGCAACAAACAAGAGUCAAGGGAACUCAGAUUGGAAGUGCAGUCAUAGAGGCUGUUGAUCACCAACAAGCUGGUGGCUGGCCUGCUAUUGUUGCUGGAAACCUCACUGAAACAGUUGAUGUGGGUGAGGCCAAGGCAGCUAGCUCUAUUUCGAUGCAGAAAGUUGAAGUACCUGCAGGACGAGCUUGGAAACCGGCUCCUGGUUUCAAACCAAAAUCUUUCUUAGAAAUUCAACAGGAAGAACAGAGGAAGGCAGAGACUGAAAUACUUGUAUCUGAUAUUGCUGUUUCUGUCAAUUCAAUGAGUCUGGUAAGUCCCUGGGCUGGGGUUGUUUCCAAUCCAGACUCUGUGAAUGUUUCUAGUGAAUGUCACAAAGGAGUCCAUACAGAAUAUCCUGUUAAAUCUGAAACUUCUCAAAAUCUUAAGAGCAAGAAAAGUCCUCUACAUGAUCUAUUAGCAGAAGAAGUUUUAAAAAAAUCUAAUGAAAUAGAAGCUGAGGUUCCAGAUAGUAUAUUGCCCUCACAUAAUAUAGCUGCACAUUCAGAAUCACUGGAUGAUGGCAAUUUUAUUGAGGCAAAAGAUACUAAAAGAAGCCGAAAAAAGUCUGGAAAAUCAAAGGGUUUGGGAACUAAAGCUUCAUUGCCCGUUGCAUCUUCCGAGGCACCUAUAGCUUCAAGCCCCAUUGAAAAGGGAAAAAACUCCCGUUCAGCACAGCAGGAGAAAGAAGAAUUGCCUGCCAUCCCUGCAGGACCCUCUCUGGGAGAUUUUGUUCUUUGGAAAGGAGAGCGAGAACAACCAAGCCCAUCUCCUUCUCCAGCAUGGUCUACUGAUUCUGGCAGGGUUCCAAAACCAACUUCAUUAAGGGACAUUCUGAAGGAGCAGGAGCGAAAAGGCUCUUCUGCACUUCCUGUGACUGUGAGCCCAAUGCCUCCCCCUCAGAAAUCUCAGCCUCCUCAGUCUACAUGGAGUACUGUUUCCUCACGGUCAAUUUCAGCAUCCUCUCCAUCUAAAAAUGCUUCUCCAAUUCAGAUAAAUUCCCAAGCUUCUCAAUCAAAGUACAAAGGGGAUGAUGACUUGUUCUGGGGUCCAAUCGAGCAAUCUAAGCAAGAUACUAAGCAGUCAGAUUUCCCUCAGCUUGCAAGCCAGGGUAGCUGGGGUUCGAAAAAUGGACCCUUAAAAGGUAAUUCUCCUGGAUUAUUGACAAGACAAAAAUCAGUGAGUGGCAAACCAACUGAACGGUCUCUAGCAUCAUCACCUGCCUCUUCUCAAUCAGUGCUGAAAUUGAAAAAAGAUGCCAUGACAAGGCAUUCUGAGGCCAUGGACUUCAGAGAUUGGUGCGAGAAUGAGUGUGUUAGGCUUAUUGGGACAAAAGAUACGAGUUUCCUUGAGUUUUGCUUGAAGCAAUCCAGAUCAGAAGCUGAGAUGCUUCUUAUAGAAAACCUUGGAUCAUAUGAUCCUGACCAUGAAUUCAUUGAUAAAUUCCUCAAUUACAAGGAGUUGUUACCAUCAGAUGUUUUGGACAUAGCUUUUCAGAGUAGUAGGAAUGAUAAGAAAGUUACUCGACAUGGUGCGGCAGGCACGGCAUCAGCUAAUGCAGAUAUACAGGAUGUGGACUACACUGAAGGAGGAUCCUCCAAAGGAGGUGGAAAGAAGAAAGGGAAAAAGGGGAAAAAGGUCAGCCCUUCAGUUUUGGGAUUUAACGUUGUGAGUAACCGGAUCAUGAUGGGUGAGAUCCAGAGUGUAGAAGAUUAAUUUAAUUGAGGUUGUUACUGUAGAUGUACAUAUAUUUUGGUCGGACUUUGUAAAUGGUUUUUUACGUUUUUAGGCGUUGUGUUCUUUUUUUAUACAGAAACAUUAGCAGCGUUUAUUGGAUCUGCUUAACCAAUUUUGUUAUCUAAUGUAGUUGUUUUGACGUUUCAUUGCUUUGACAAUGAUUUUAAUCUUAUCUGUCAGUCUUACCGUGUUUCAAUUCA